CUGUUGGAGGGGCUGUGGAGGCUCCCUGGGGAUGGAUAUCAGGAGUAGGGGGGAAUGGCUGGGAGUGAGCUUUGCUCUGUCUGAGUGCAAGAGAGGAAAGGGAAAAUUCCAUUUCUCGGUGGGGGAAAGAGGUUUAUCUUGGAAGUGGUUGACAAGGACAACAGGGCUGGGAGAAGGAUGUUGUUUCAUAGAGUCACAGGCCAGUUUGGGUUGGGAGGGACCUUAAAUACCAUCCAGUCCACCCCCUGCCAGGGGCAGGGACACCUCCCACCAGCCCAGGUUGCUCCAAGCCCCGUCCAGCCUGGCCUUGGACACUUCCAGGGCUGGGGCAGCCACAGCUUCUCUGGGCAACCUGUGCCAGGGCCUCCCCACCCUCACAGGGAAGAAAUGUCUCUGAGUGAGGUGGGAAGUCUCUUGGAGAGGUGGGGGUGUCUCUGGAUGAGGUGGGGAUGUCUCUGGCAUGGGAGGUUCAAACACCUACCACCCUGGGGUCGUUUCAAGGGAUUUGCAGCAGUCAGUGAGGGUGAGUGGCUUGGAUCCAGUGGAGCUUCUAAGCCCUGGGACGAUAAAUGAUUGGUGUUUGUGCAGCUCAGUUGUUGUUACUGGCCUGACCUGUAAUCAGUUCCACGCAACUUUAAUGCUGUUCUUCAUCUGAAGAGUUUGAUCUUCCCACUGCUCUCAUGGAAGAAGCACUGGAUCAUGUUUUGCUCUUCCCUAAACUGAGUUUCUGUGUUUCUUACUCUGGUGAAAACUGCCCUGGGGAAGAGGAGUUCUCUCCUACAAAUGCCAAGUGUAUCCCAUUCCUAGCUGGCUGUGCUCUGGAGGAAUUUCUCAUUCCCUUGCUGUGGGGGCUCUGCGGCACCUCCUGUGUCUGCAACCAGGUGUCAUUUUGGAAGAGCCUGAUGUUUGGAGGAGACCUGUGUUAACAGGGACAAAACAGCAAGAGUGAGGGGAGGGGAAAGGACAGUUCCAGCAGGAGAACCACAGAAUUCCUGAAUGCUUUGAGUUGCAAGGGACCUUAAAACUCAUCCCUUUCCACCCCCUGCCAUUGCAGGGACACCUUCCACUAGCCCAGGUUGCUCAGAGCUCCAUCCAACCUGGCCUUGGAGACUUCCAGGGAUGGGGCAGCCACAGCUUCUCUGGGCAACCUGUGCCAGGGCCUGCCCACCCUCUUUGGUGGGGUUUGGGUCCUUACAAAGGCUGCAGAGACACGACAGGAACAGAAUCCCCUGGAGUCAGACGGUGCAGGUGACUCAGCAGAGCGAUGAGCUCGAGUGCAGGGGGCACAGCCUGAGUGUCCUUGGGAAGGAAAAUCUCGUAUGGGGGAACCUUAUGUGUUAUUUCCUCUUGUCUGGACCCUGAUCUAAGUGGGGCUGCAGGAAAGGGAAGGAAUGACCCCAGACUGAGUGUCACAGCAGGUGACUGCCUGGCGAGUUGGCUGCAGUGCCACGCUGUGCAUGGGAUCAAAACCCAAUCAUUGGCCUGUGGAAAACAGCUGUGAUGGGGAUGUUGGUUCUUACUCAGAGCAAAACUUGGCUCUUCUGUCAUUAUUGAUUGCAGCUUGGGGCUUACAGCAGCUUCAGGUUGACAGGAAGGGAACCUGCCAGGUGCUUGAAACAAACAAACAAACAGAGCAAAACCAGCCAAAUGCUGUGUUUGUGUUCCUAAAAUGGCCAGUCAGAAUUUCUUCAUUCUGUGGAAGACAGAAACGUGUUGAAUAUCAAAUGUAAGUUAGGAUAUAGUGCUAGGAGUUUUCCAGGAAGAACUGCUGCCUGGUGACAUUACAAAUGCUGUGGUUUGGUGUUUUACGGGUGGAAAAUGAGUUCAACCUUCCAUCACACUGAUUCUUCAAUGGUUUCUGUCACCAGCCUUCACCCACCUGACCGUGUGUGGUUCUCUGUGCUCGUCAGGCACUUCUGCCUGACUGGUCAUGGUGGUUUAGCUGCACAAGUGUCACUGGUCUGGUUCAGAUCAGAUCUGUAAAUCUGUGCUGUGGCUUCAGCAGAAGAGGUUGGUCGGUCCCCCAUAAAGGUGAGUAAAGCUGUGUUUGUCCCGAGCACAGUGGUGUUACUGUGGGACAGGAAAGGGUGUUUAUUCCCCUCAGCUUUGGCCAGGGUUUGCUCCUAGCUCAUGCCAUGGCUGGGAUAAUCAGCCUUUAGAGUUUGUGGAGGGGCUGGAGCGCUGUCUGAGAUGCAGGUCCUGGCUGUGCUCCCUCGGUUCGGUUCAGGUCUGUCACGCGUGCUUUCUAAAUAUUUCCUUUUCUGCCAAAGUCUUUCUGCCACAAGGGAGCUGGUGCUGGCUGUGAGAUCUGCAUGUGGGGUGUGUGAUCCUGUCACUGCCCGUUCCCCCGCGAGGUUAAACCUCCCGAGGAGUUAUUUUAUGUCCUUUUAUCAGCGAGGAGGGGGAGACAAAAUGUCGGCUGCUGGAGGGCAGUGAAACCAUCUCAAAUGCACACUAUCAUUUUCUGCUUGUCUUCAAUUAAACUGAUUACCAGAGCUCUUUGUUGCUCGGCGCUCAGGCCGUUCCACGGGCCGCCAGCGUGUACUUUGGCAGCGACGGGCGAUGGGAUUUCCUGCAUUGUUUGAAUCUCUGCCACUGACCUUCGUGGUCCUUGUUCUGGCACCGCCUCUGCUCUGGCAGGGGUGCAAAGGGCAUUAUUGAAACCCUGAAAGGAAAGGGAGAGAAUUGCUUUAAAGGCGUUGAGGGCUCUUUGUACUCAGUGGCUCCUGAGGUCAUUGCUGCAAAAGGAGGGGAAUUGCUGGGGUUUUGGGAUAAUUACUGCUUUUUUCAUUGUUCUCAUCCCACUCUAGAUGACAAUGGUGUGAUCUGUAGUGAGUCAUAAAAAUAGGCCUUCCAUGCAGCCUUAAGCUGGUGUCCCUUUUGGCUGAGGGGGGAGAAGCCUGGUUUUCAUUCCUCUUGGGAAGUCUCGUGGGUGCUGGAAGUGCUCAGCUGUGCCCUGGGGCUUUCCCAGUUCCAUACUGGGGGAGCUCUGCUGGAGAGGCCAGCAGGGUUGUGCUGGAGCCCUGUUGCAGCCCGUGCUGUGGGCACUGGUUUUGAGAAGAUCCACCUGGAGGGACACCCAGAGGGACACGAGCCAUCUGCCUCAUCCCACGGGAGGCCACGGAACCCACUCCUGCCUCUGCCCCCAUCGCUGCGGCCGUGGCUGCUCUGUGAUGGUAAAUCAUUUGCUCAGCCUCCGCCUGGAGCCUUGUACCUUGAACCUGCUGAAGGUCUGGUGCAGGAACAGAGCUGUGCUCAGCUCUCCACAGGCUGAUUGCGUGGCUCUGCGUUCUUCCCCUUUCCAUCUGGAGCCUUCCUGCCCCUGUCAGGUGCCUGCAGUUGGUCUGGAAGCAGCCUCGUGAAGGUGUCCCUCGUGUGGCUGGUGCUGAUGAGAAGGGCAGAUCUUUGGAAUAAGCUACAACUUCUGCAUUAUUGAUUCAUCUGCAUGGUAUUGUGCAGGUUGGAUUAAAUUAUCUGUAGCGUGAGCCUGUACCUGAUGUCAUGGAAUAAAUGCCAGAGUGCUCGGGUUGGAGUAAGUGCUUUGCAGCUCUGGCCUUAUGAGUCCAGCAGGCUCUGGGGUUUGUUAAAGGAUUGACAGUGGUGCCAAGCUGUCCCGCUGAUCCUGUACCUCACCCCCUGCAUACCCAGAAGAGAAGAGGCCGCUGUGUGGGACAGGGACAACCUGGGGAGCCGCAGCUGCCUGAAGGAGCUUGGCCUCCCAGGGUGACUCAUCUUGUGUUUCACUGGACCUGUAAAUGAACUCGGGCACGAAACGUGAGAUGCAACAAGCCCAGUUGCUGUUGGAGCUGAAAGCCCAGGCUCUCUGUGCUAUGUUAGUGCUGAGUUUAAGCUCUUCUCUGCUGGGGAAGUAAAAGGCUCCAGUGGACAAUCCAGGCACGUGACUGCUGGGCACGGUCAUGGAAAAUUGGCUCGCUUGUCGUGUUUAUUUGCUCUGAUAUAACUUUUCAUAACACCGUCAUGCAGCUUUUUCCGAGCCCACUGGAAUGUGUUAUUCUUUAUUUCUUCCCUUCUGCUGUUUUUUUGAAGAAGCUCUGUCAGAGAAUCUGUGUGUAACAUUGAUUUUUAUUGUUGUUGUGGGUAAUGAGGUACAGCCUUCUCCAACAGGCCAACGCUCUUUUUUUCCCCCUUUUUAUAGCAAAUUAGCACAGAACCCCUCUGUUUCUUGUAACUGUAGCUCAAGAUUAUGAUUUAUAGCAGGAGAAACUAAAAUAGCAGUUGUUAGCUCUUCCAGUCUGAUGAAAUCAAAUUUGCCUGACUUUAGUCUCAACUCCAGCCUUGUUUUUUCCCCGGGGAGGGAAGUCAUCGCUCUCUUGCCUUCUGCAGGGCUGGGUUGCUGAACUUAUCCAGUGUUUUCUCAUCUGAGAAGCUACUGAAUAGCUUUGGUUUGCUCCUAUACAGAAUAUGCUGAUGUUUGUUUCCCUCUCUCUCUCCCCUGGAGCAGCUCAAGUGCACUUUACAGUAGGGAACAGCCUUAUGGGGGGAUAGAAAGGUCACAAGUGUUUCCUUUCACCGCUCCAGCCGGGAGUCAGGCUGGCACGCAUGGGAGGUGGCGUGAAGUCUUUGCAGCAAAAGGAGCUUUUGGGGUGUUUUUCUGGAGGGGGACCUAUAGACCAGUCAGUCCUUUCUGCGUGGGGUCUGUAGCCUCCUUUGUCCGGCUCUGGCACAGCUGAUUCCCUCCUCUGAAGAAGAAUUAGUGCUAUUCCUGCAUCCCGCAGUCUCAUUGCUCCGUGUGGGAGACCUCCAGCACCAGCAGCUCUGUGACAAUACACUGGUUUGCUCACCUCCCAGUACAGGUUUCCAGCGUGACUAUCAGGGGCGAAGGGGGGGAGAAGGCUGUCUGAAUACCCAUGAAUGAGCUGUGAUGGAUAACAAAGAUUCAGAAGCUGAGAUCCACCCUCUGAAGACUGAGGAUGCCAAAGCUCAGGAGAACCACGAGAACUCCGUGGAGAGGAGGAUCAUCAGCAAGCAGACGGCGGGGCUGUCCCGGCUGUCCCGCUGGCGCACGGCCGCCUUCUUCGUCUCCCUGUUCCUCUGCCUGGUCAUUGUCUUUGCUUUCUCCUUCAUCAUCCCUUGCCCAGAGAGACCAGUGUCAGAGAGAACGUGGUUCCAAAGCUACAACAACGCGGUGGCCUACCGGUUCCUUGCUUUGGAAGAUGUGAACGAAGACAAAGUGCAAGACGUCCUCUUUGUUUUCAAAGCCAGCAACGGCAGCAGCAGCUUCAACAGCUCCUGCCUGGAUGAAGGGCUGCCUUCUCCCUGUGCCUUCGUUGCUGCCGUGUCCGGCACGAACGGCAGGGCUCUCUGGGAGAGUCCUGCAGCCCAGGAUGUGGAGUGGAUGGAGUGUGGCAUCCAGCAGCUCGGCGGGGCGGGGGCCCCGGGGUGCCUGGUGGUGGGCAAGCCAGUGGCCCUGACAGCCCUUGACCUGCGGACAGGGGAGGUUCAGUGGAGACAGUCCAGUGACUUUGGAGCUAAUUACACUCUGCUGACUCCUGUGUCAGUGAUCCCAGAUGUGGAUAAUGAUGGAGUGCAGGACCUGCUAAUCUUUAUUGCUACAGGAAAGAAGAUUAAGAGCUUCAUCCAUUCAGGAAAGAAUGGCCAACAGAUUGGCUCCACUGGCAGCCUGGCCGUGGAUGGGAGCGCUCGCUACAUCAGGCUGAACCUGGGCUCCUCCCUCUACUUCCUUUUCUACACAGAAAACUCUCUCUAUGCAUAUUCCCUGAAAGAUCUGUACAGUGCAGCAACUGGGAUGGAAAGAAAGCUUUCCAGCCUCCAGCAGGAUCCUCAGUGGGAGAAGAACAUUGACAGCACCACGCACCGCUUGUCCCUUCUCAGCUCUGGAGACUUUCGCUACCUGGCAAAAAUUCCUGGGCAGUCACGGGAGAACAUCUUGGUUAUAGGCUCAGACAUGGCCACGCUGAUCAAUGGAAAGAAUCUCCAGACUUUGUGGACCCUCAAUGUGUCCCGUGCUUUGAGUGAGCCACUGCUCGGUUACUACAAACCUGAUGUUCUUGGUGUUCUCCUGGAGAGUGAAAUUGGACCCAACAAGAAGAAGGUGAUGAUUGUUGAGAGUGCAUCUGGAGCAGUCCAGUGGGACCUGACUCUGAACUCGGGAGCAGAGAGUCCUGGGCCAGCCACGCUUUCCACUGCGGAUCACCGGUCCACCUUCCUCAUCUGGGGGGACUACGAGGAGCCAGGCAACGAGACAAGAUCCACAGCUCCCCUCCAGAAGCUCUACCUUUUCCACCCUUCCUACAAUAACAUCCUCUUGGAGCUCCGCAAUAACACAGACCAAGUAAUUGCGUUCAGUGCCGCGCUGUUCGAGCGGAGCCGUCACGCCUGCUACGUCCUGCUGAGGGGCCCCCAGCCCAGCCAGGAGCCAGGGCCCGUGUCACUGAUGAAGAGGAAGCUGAAGGAGGACGUGUCAGAGAGCAAAGUGAUCCGGCUGAGCCAGGUGGCCGUGGACAGCGAGCAGUACAUCCGGAACCGCCUCUACAGGAUGCGAUUCCACAGCCGAGAGUGAGCCUGCCCGGGAAGGGGGAGAGGCUGCUCGGGGCCAGGCGUCUCCAGGCUGCCUCUGCUCUGCAGCCGUGCUCUCAACAAGCCCAGAUCACGGAAUCAGAUGGGAAGCUGCCUUUCUCGACCUGCAAACCAAAGCGUGGCUGGCAGGGAAGCACCCCCAGUGUCUGGGGACACCCAGGCUGUGGGGGCAGCUGCCGGUGCAUCCAUCCUCAGAGCUGAUGGGACUUCAGUGCUUGGCCACCACUGAGGUGUCGUCAGCUCAGGGAAGAGGGCUCUGCCCUCCGUCCCUCUGUGCCCACAGAACUGUGCUGACUCAGGAGUGUGUCUGGAGGAAAACAUGUGCUUGCUGGGGAUGCCGGAGUGGAUGAUUUCUGGGGUGUUUGGAGCUCGAUGUGUGGUGUUAGGUUUCCUUUCUGAGUCAGCUCUCCUGGCUGGGGGAGAGGUGCUUGGCUGCAGGUUGGUUUGCAAUCACCCUCUCCUGGAUUUAGGGCCUGCUUCAGUGGUGGUGGGGUGUGUGUAGUGCCCGACCCUGGCUGUGCCUGUCCGUGGGGCUGGGGGUCACCUGGGCCAGCAGAGCGCAGGUUAAAGUGUUGUUCUACUUAGAAAAUGGCCUUUUCUCCUAAGAACAGCCCCACAUGCCCUACUCUGCAGUCACCAGCCUGCCUGUGUCUGUCUCCUCUGCUGCUUCCCUCCCAACCAGGCUGUGCAGUGUUGGUGACACCGAAAGGGAGCUGGUCUCCCUCCUGAUGGAUGCACAAUGUUCCUCCCUGCCCUCAGUCUGAUUACAGGUGAUGAGGGAUGCACCCUGAGCUCAGGGUGGCUGGUCCCUGGUGGUACCAACACCAUCUCUACUGGUUUAAAGGAGUCAGAGGAUCUAGGACUUUUUUUUUUCAGAGUAGAAUUGCACUUUAACCUUUCCUGGGAGCUGGGAUUGCUGCUCUGGGAAGCCCUGUACCCGAGUGGCAGUACCAACUCCCUGCUCAUUCAGCCUUGCAGCUGCUGAGGAGCCUUCUCCAAGCACUGUCCCCUCUGCCAGGAGGGGGGCAGGAGCUCCAUGCUGCUUCCCUGCCCUGGGAAUUGAAGUGAUGCUGGGUGGGGAUCCUCAGGUGCCUCUCUGCCCAGCCCAGUAUCCUGGGGGAUGGGACAGGUUGCUGUGAGGAGAUGACAUGUUCCUCCUGGAGAUCUGUGUAGCAUCAGGGGCGGUUUGCUCUGCCCUGUCCUGGUGGGUGCCAGUGCAGGCUGUAGAAACGAGGAGCAGAGCCUGGAAAAGGGAUUGAACUGCCUGCUCAGUCGUGAAGAUAAAAAUUAACCCUAAAAAUAACCUCUCUCAGGCUCUGCAGUGCCUGGAGGGGGUUUGGCCAGUGCCUCCCUCCCCUGCCGAGUCUCACACUGGGAGAUGUGUAGGAAACACUGUAGGAAUGGGAAAUGUGGUGCCAGGCUGUGCAGGGUCAGGCACUGGCUCUUCCCUUCAGCUGAGUCUGAAUGUGCCACAGGGCAGCUGCUGUCACCGGGCUCAUGGCACAGCUUCAGCCUUCCCAGCCUGACAGCCCGAUGACCUGGGCUGCCUGGACACUCCUGCUUCCAGCUGGCCUGGUGGCUGCCUAAAGGAUGCCCUGGCUCCCUCUGCCCAGUGACCAAUAUCCCAGGCAGUCAAGGGAGCCAGUCCUGGGGCAUCCAGGCUGUGCCAGGAAGCCAGGGAUGCUCCCUGGAGAGCACACCACAGCCUUCAAAGCACCCUGGGCUCAAAAUAGCGAGUUUCCCUCUCUUCCUCUCUUCACAGCCUGUUUUCUGAGGGUGUCUGGGGUCUCAGGGAGGUUCCCCUGCUGUGUCUCCUGGCCUGGGUUGCCUCUUUGCUCAGCACCUGAGUCCUGGCAGCCCCACAGGUCCCUGUGCCAGCGUUGCAGCCAUAAGAGGCUCCAAGGGCCGGAUUCAGGCUGCCCUUCAGCCAGCUGGGGCAGAGCAGGAGUGUGGCUGCAGGUGCUGGGCAGGGAAACCCCAGGCUUGCAUAUCAGUCCAACCUGAGUGUUGGAUAUGGAUUGUAUCCCACUGAGAUGCCCCUGGCAGGGAGUGAGGUGCCUGGGCUGUGUUCUCACCACACUCCCUCCUCUGAUCCCUUUCCCAUAGGCACACUGAAUGUUCCUUCAGGAGAGCUGGAUUUUCAGCUUCGGGGAGCUUUUCUGGCUUUAAGUUGUCCAUUCAUUAAUGUUUCCAGGUACUUUUGGAAACGCAGAUUUCCCUGUGGCAGCUCAACUAAACGCAUCAGUGCCAAACCAGCACCUUCUUAACAAAACCAGUCCUUUCUCCAGCUUAUUUUCCUGUGUAAUUGUUUUUAUUUUGCAGUAUUUCCUGAAUGACUUCGUGCCUUGAUUCAAUGGCCCAGCUGGGUGGCGAUGGCGUAUUAUCACUGUGUUCUGUGUUGGUGUGGUCUUUAACACUGAGACUGUUUGAUUUGGUUCUUUAACUUAUUGCAAAUUGUGCCCUACAGGACUUGCUCUGACCGGAAUGGUUUCAAUAAACCCUCUUUUGCAUUGUUUGUAAA
Molecule: messenger RNA, 9079 nt
Organism: Myiozetetes cayanensis
Lineage: Eukaryota; Metazoa; Chordata; Aves; Passeriformes; Tyrannidae
Gene: FAM234A
Product: family with sequence similarity 234 member A
Exons: 12
Coding region: 4883-6541 (552 amino acids)
Molecular function (GO): protein binding
Source: RefSeq, a predicted model, not a curated record